AUGUCUCAUCUACAAGCAUCAAAUCUCUUCUCGGUCAAGGACCGGGUUGUCGUGAUCACCGGAGGCGGCAGUGGCCUCGGUCGCAUCAUGACAAAGGCCCUCGAUGCCAAUGAAGUCUCCAAGAUCUUCAUCCUCGGCCGGCGCGAAGACGCCCUCCAAGAAACGAUCUCACAAACCAUCAACGGCACCGUAAUCCCAAUCAAAUGCGACAUCACAUCCAAAGUCUCCCUCGAGGAAGCCUACAAGGCCGUUGCAGCGCAAACCACCCACGUCGAUCUCCUAAUCGCAAACAGCGGCAUCAUGGGUCCCCUAAUGAGACCCCCACAGCCCGCAGCAGACGGCUCACUCCCACCUCUCUCCCAGGUCCGCGAUGAACUCUUCAACGUUCCAAUGGAUGAAUUCAAUAAAGUGUUGAACGUGAAUGUGACGGGCUCGUACUAUACCGUGCUAGCAUUCCUGCCCCUCCUCGAAGCAGCCAACAAGCGACGACCUGCCCCGCAGCCUGGCGUUGUGGGAGCGCCGACUGCCCAGGUGAUCAUCACCAGCUCGAUUGCGGGCUAUGCCCGCAAGGUACCAUUCAGCUUUGCCUACAAUGCGUCUAAGUCUGCGACGACCCAGUUGGUGAAGAUGCUUUCGACUUCGUUUGCAUAUUACAACAUUCGGGUGAAUGGUAUCUCGCCGGGUCUUUAUUACUCUGAUAUGGCAAAUCAUGUUUUCCAGACUGCCGGUAUCACUGGUCAGGCUAUUGAGGAUGGCUCGUUCCCGCGUGAGAUGAUUCCUGCUACGAGAGGUGGGAGUGAGGAGGAUAUGGCUGGUUUGAUUGUGUGGUUGGCCAGUAACUCUGGUGGUUAUAUCAAUGGUAAUAUCUUGGUUACUGAUGGUGGCCGGAUUUCGGUUGUGCCGGCUUCUUACUGA
This is a messenger RNA of Penicillium canescens, 915 nucleotides long. RefSeq names its product SDR family NAD(P)-dependent oxidoreductase. NCBI's taxonomy places the organism in Eukaryota, Fungi, Ascomycota, Eurotiomycetes, Eurotiales, Aspergillaceae. The record is from RefSeq and is a predicted model, not a curated record. Gene Ontology annotation, molecular function: oxidoreductase activity. The coding region runs from base 1 to 915 and encodes 304 amino acids. The transcript has 2 exons.